CACACCUUUUAUUGACAUAAUUCAUAGAACUAAAGAAUUCAGUAGACACCAAAACCAUUACAAUGAUUACUAAAAAACAACACCAAAAAAAAGUGCAAAAAGGCCUUUUAAUGGAGACCUGCCAAAUGUCCCCACAAAUUUAAUUCUUUAUUAUUCCUACUUAUUUGUCCCCACCAGUAUAUUUCUGUCUGUCUGUCUGUCUGUCUCUCUCUUUUCUCACACACACACACACACACACACACACACACACACACACACACUCUCUCUUGUACUAGCAUUUUGGGGACCUCACAUUGACAUAAUUAUUAAUGUAAUCAAUGAAAGCUGUAUGCACACUUAGAUCUAAACAUAAACACACACAUACACUCUCAGUUUUACUCACAGACACACACACUCACACACACACACAGAGUCAGUCAGUUCAAUCCGAGUGGAGGAUUCAGCCCGGGCUUUGCAGCAGCUCCAUUAGCUCCAGCUUGCGGACAGAGUCUCGGUGUCUCUCGGCUUUGCGAGGCUACAAACAGCCAUUAAAUAUUUGAGCCAAGGCGCUGAGGGAAAGCGGAGCGACAUGAAAACCUCACGAUCGACGUAAUUUAUCUCCCUUAGAAAUCUGAGGAGGCGAGCAGCUGCAAGGUUUAUUUUUUAUCCGGGGACUCGGGAGUAAGAAGCUGGAGGAGCUGGAGAGGAAUGAAGUGAAAUGUCCGGGCGGCGCUGCGACGCGCUCUAACAGCGGGCUCUGAGUGCGUGAUGGCCGCGAUCCGCUGAGCUGGCCUUCCCGCUGUCUCUGUCUGGAUCUCGGUGCGCGCUUGUGUGUGUGUGUGUGUGUGUGUGUGUGUGUGCGCGCGCGUGCGUGCCUAUGUGUGUGUGAGAUCUCCAGCGGCUCGUUUCUUUCCCCGUUUUUGCCUUUACCAUUCGGGAUCUAUGGAGUGCACAUGAGCACCGGGGGAUCGGGGACACCUUCAGUGGGGGAAAAAAUGUGGGCAUUUGGGAAGUGGAAACCAAGACAACCCUGAGGCUUGAGUAACCGCACUUCUUCCUGCCCCAGACGUCUGAAAAGGUCAGACCCCACUCCGGCACGCUUGGGCCGUUGGCAAUAAGAUGUCCCUAAGUAGUGGCACUGCAGGCGGGAAAGGUGUGGACUCGAAUGCGGUGGACACUUACGACAGCGGCGAUGAAUGGGACAUUGGAGUUGGAAAUCUGAUCAUCGACCUUGACGCGGACCUAGAGAAAGACAAGCUCGAGAUGUCUGCCACUAAAGACGGGGGCGGAAUGGCUGCACCCCCCAGCGCCGUAGCCGCGUUGCCGGACAAUAUCAAAUUUGUUAGCCCUGUGACCACUCAGGGCAAGGACGGUAAGUCUAAGUCAAAGCGUAAUAAAAACUCUAAGGAUAAUAGCAAGGCCUCAACCCCAGACGGGGCCAAGAAAGAGUCGCAGGUGCGGACGUCUAGCGACUCCACCGGCCCGGUUACAGGCACAGCUACAGGACCUGUAGCUACCAAAGGUGCAGAUAAAAGUACAAAGACCUCUCGCAACGUUCCAAGUGGGAAAAAGGACAAAGAGGGAGGAACCGGUAAAAACAAAAAGGACAAAACCGACGGAGUUUCGAGCGGAACUACAGAAAAGGACACAGCAGCUUCAGUUUUAACCCUAGGGCCGUCCCGCAAUGCCUCUUUCGAAGGAAGGCAAAACUCUGACCUCACCUGUGCUGAACAAAUUGGGAAUAUUGCCAUCGAUGCUGCUGGAUUAGUUCCUCCUUUGACUAUUAAAAGCGAGCCAGAAGACAUGGAAAGCACUGACUGUAGGAACCUGAAGAAAGUAAAGAGUGAAAAGAUGGAUUCCCCAGUGUCAACGCCGGCCCCUCCACCUCUUCAUCUCCUCGCUUCAGUUGGCAGCACUGACAUCUCCUCUCCAUGUGAGCAGAUCAUGGUCCGCACGCGCUCAGUAGCCGUCAACACGUCCGACGUGUCUCUUGCCACCGAGCCAGAGUGUCUGGGCCCCUGUGAGCCUGGCACCAGUGUCAAUCUGGAAGGCAUUGUAUGGCAAGAAACUGAGGACGGUAUGCUGGUAGUGAAUGUCACCUGGAGGAAUAAAACCUAUGUGGGCACUCUUCUUGACUGCACCAGACAUGACUGGGCCCCUCCACGAUUUUGCGAAUCACCCACAAGUGACAUGGAGAUCAAAAAUGGCAGAGGCAGAGGGAAAAGAAUGAGACCCAAUAGCAAUACCCCAGUUAAUGAGAAUAGCAACUCCUCUGACAACAAGGGGAGCAAUAGCAGUAAAACCCGAGCAGCGUCUAACAACAAAGGACGACGAGGCAGCCAGAACUCUUCGGAGCGUCGUACACCACCGAAUAGUUACACUGAGGACAUCAAGGCUAGUCCGUCGUCUAUAAACAAACGCAAGAGCAAGCCUGCAUCAGACAUGGAGCCUAAUUCUAGCUCAGAGGACACCAAAGGUAGCAAGCGUAUGCGCACCAGCUCAAACAGUGGAAUGCCUCAUGCGGUCCUGCCUAUCCCUAUUAUUAAAGCAGAGCCCCUGCCACCUUCUCUGGAUCGCAGUUGCCCCUCUCCAGUGCUUAUUGACUGCCCCCAUCCUAAUUGCAACAAAAAAUACAAGCACAUAAAUGGCCUGAAGUACCAUCAGGCUCGCGCCCAUAACGAUGAUGAUAUUAAACUGGAAAUGGAUGGGGACAGCGAAUAUGGCGAGGAUUCUACUUUGCAUCCGGAACCAGGCGGCUGCAACGGAGCCUCUAUUUCUCAGAAAGGCUGCGUCUCUCCAGCACGAUCUGUUACUCCAAAAGGCAGGGGGUUUGAGGCUCAGAGCCCCUCGCCUUCAUCAGGCAAAUACGCCUCCAAACAGUCUGGCAAAAAGAAGGCUGAGGCUGACCAUGAUUCUGGAGUCCAUUUAGAUGGCUGUGAAGAUGGCCCGUGUCUGACAGACGAAGCUAGCAACGAUGGCAUUGAUGACAAGAAAAGUUUAGACAAGGCCAAGAAAGCUGGCACUAAUUCCAAAGCAGAUAAGCUGUCUCAGAAGGCUGUGAAGUCAUCAAGAUCGAUUGUACCUUCCAUUCCACCACAGCAGCUCUAUGGCUUGCAAGGAUCAAACUUUCCUGCACCUAACUCAAGUUCCUCUUUGAACAUGGGCACAGUGGUACAGUCAGUUCCCAAAAGCCCACAGCUGAAAGCUAUCCAGCCUAAACCUGUAGUAAGUGGAGACCCUUCUAUGAACCCAACUUUAAGUGGUUCCAAGGACAAAAAGAAAAAAGACAAGAAAAAGAAGGAGGGUGUAAAGGAGGGUGACAGUCCCAAAGCCCCAGGAAAGGGCUGCAAGUCAGAGGAAGGAAAAAGUCCUUACUCUGAGUCAUCAGACCCAGGCAGCAAGAGUGAUUGCCUUCUCAACGGUUCAACAGACCCCCACCAGAGUCGCUUGGCAAGUAUAAAGGCUGAAGCGGAUAAAAUCUACAGCUUUACUGAUAAUGCUCCCAGUCCGUCAAUCGGUGUGGCCAGUCGCAUAGAUAGUGGAGGCAUGCCCCAACCUCUCACGCCACUCCAUGUAGUCACCCAAAAUGGGGCAGAUAAUGCCUCAGUGAAAACCAACAGCCCAGCCUACUCUGACAUUUCAGAUGCCGGUGAAGAUGGGGAGGGCAGAGUGGAAGGAGUGAAAGUUAAAUCUGAAGAGCACACACACAGAGAGGGUGCUAAAAAGGCUCUUUUUGCCACCCAGCCUCCAAACAAAGAGUCUCCCUAUUAUUCCAAUUUUGAUACUUACUACUCACCUAACUAUGCUAAUCCAAAUCCCAGCCCGGGGGUUUCUAAUACUGGUGUACACUUGCAGGAUGGAACUGUGAAGGUAAAGAAAGAAGAAGAGCCAGACAUCGUGGAAGAAAAAGGCAAAUCGGAACAGCAGGAAGAUCGCAAGGCGGAUAUUAGCACGUCUAGUCAACAGCAACAACAGCCAUCUGUCAUCCAGCAGCGGUCGAACAUGUACAUGCAGCCUCUCUACUAUAAUCAGUACGCCUAUGCCUAUGGCUAUUCUCCAGACCAGGCUUAUCAUAAUCAUUUGAUGAAUACUAAUCCAAGCUACAGGCAGCAAUGUGAGGAACGGCAGAGACAAGUUGCUGAGCAACAUCGAGUGGGUGAGAAGAAAUCCGAGGCAGUUCAGAAGGACAGGGAUGUUUCUGUCAAGUCAGAGGAGUGGAAGCAAAAGGCGUCCGUUCCUCCGAGUUUGUCUAAAGCACCAAGUCUCUCUGACCUGGGUAAACCCUUACUUCAGAGCAAGGCCAAAGAGCUGACCUCUGAGCCAGCCAAAUCUGUCAUCAUCCCUAAGGUAGAAGAUGGAAAGCCAACAGCCCAGCCACCUGAAGGCCUAAAAAUGAAGCUAAGUGAAGGUGGACACCAUGGAAAAGAGGAGCAGAAACCCAUUAUUGACUCUGGAAGGCCGUCCUCUAUGGAACAGGCUAUGUACAUGUACAGACAGGAGCCUGAUUCUCGACUAUGGCCCUAUGUUUACUCCAACAAGUACCCUGAAGCUCAGAAACAGUUAGAGGAUGAAAGAUGGAAGGAAGAACGAGAGCGGGAUCGAGAUCGAGACCGGGACAGAGAGCGAGAGCGAGAUCGAGAGCGCGAAAGGAGAAGUAAAGAGGAUCGACCUCGUCUGAAAGAUCCCCCUAAAGAAGAGGGCAAAGACAUAAUUGAGCCACGGACUUCAGUGGCCUCUGAGGAGCACAGAGGGAUCAGUAAAGACCCCAGAGCUCAUAUGCAGUUCUCUUCAGCCCUUCCUCAACACCAGUCUUAUAUGCCAUACAUGCACAGCUAUCCUUACAGCCAGGGGUACGACCCAAGUCACCCAGGAUACAGAGGGAUGCCAUCUGUGAUGAUGCAGAACUACCCAGGGUCCUACCUGCCAGCAGGUUACUCAUUCUCACCAUAUAGCACUAAGAUUUCACCAGGUGAGGACUCCGACAAAGCUCGUGCCAGCCCGACAGUAACCGGCAAAUCGGCUACAGAUUCGAAAGCCUUGGAUAUUCUGCAUCAGCACGCGAGCCAGUACAAGAGCAAAUCGCCCACGGUGGGUGACAAAACAUCUCAUGACAGAGACCGAAGCGGAGGCGAAAGAGACCGGGAAGGUGACCGACCGCGAUCCUCUCCCUCGCAGAGAAUAAUGCCUUCACAUCACCACCUGGGUUACUCUCUCAUCUCCGGACAGUACGAUUUGUCUUAUGCCCCUGCCAUUGUUGCGAGCCAGCAAGCCUCUGGCCCUUCGCUAUACCCCCCUGCACGGAGGUGAGAAUGGCACACAUGUCAACAUCCGUACCUUCCUCCAGCACCUCCAGAUGGUGACUUCUGGGCCUCAAGCUUCCCUGCAGCCAUGUGACACCUUCACAUGAGGAAAGAGUGCAGACUUUACGACAUCAGUUCAAUGGUGUUACUGGAUUUUAUAUUCUUUUUUUUUUUUUUUUUUUUUUUUUUUAUCGUUUCGUUUAGUUUGUUAUUCCCGGAUACCCCCGAUGUCUUUGGACCCCCCCUCACCCCACAUCGGAGAUGGGUGAGGGGUGCCAAUAUCGCAUAUAUCUACGCCCCUUCAGGAGGAGCUCGGUCACACUUCCCCUCUGUCACACUAACGAGGCACUCACAUGGUGACGAGACAUGGCGCCUUCGGCACACAGUCACGAUGUGGCGGCUCUUUAAAAACAAGCCUCGUAUUUCGGGGAGAAGCAGGAAAUGGACAGCAUGGAACUGACAUGUGAUUAGUUCGCUGCGUGUACCAGCCUGAGUCUUGGGGAACAUUUCAGCAGAACUUAUACUCAAGUUACCCCAAGGACACACAAAUUGUUGGAUAGUUCCUUUUUUUUUCUGAAUGAGAAUGAGAACAAUCACCAUUUUUUUUGUCUCUUUUUCUUUUUAUCCUCUUUUCCUGCCCAGACACAAAGACCAGGCUGGACUCUAUGCAAGCUUUUGACACUCACCUCUUUCAUCCAGUUUUAGAUUCACGUGAUAUGCUACAGUUCCUGAAUCCAUCGGCUCACAGGACAAAAUGAACCUUUUAGUAGUUUUGUUAAGACAUUUACAACACCACUCUCUCCUGAUCAGCCUGUGUCAGAUCACCACCGUUUUUCUUUCAACCUCGGCUCACACGUCUUUACCUGUGCAUCGAAUGCAAAUGGUUCCUCUAACCGACUCAUUUUUUUACACCAGCUCUCUACGCCUUGGUCUACUGACGUUCGUUCGUUGCUUUAGAUAGGUGCUCCAACAUGCUGCAAAGGACUCCAUGUGUACGAGGGAAGCUGGGAAGUCAUGCUUUCGGACUGCGUUCUCGCAGUGCUAGCAGGCUGGACCGGAGUAGUGCCUUCCUUUGUGGCAGCAAGACCAGCCUUCUCUGAGCAGCCUUGCUAGGAGGAAGCCAUUUUCCACGCUUCUCGAACUGACACGCUUGUUCUGUGCCCGCGUGACAUGGGAACGACCUCAUGUGUUCCAAAAUCACAAGGUCUUGGUCAUAAACUGGCAAAAACACCCACACUGUUGUUCUUGUUCAUGAUGCUGCUGCUUGAGAGUCUCAUGCCAAACUGCAUGACCAGAGUGUUUGACCUGAAGUGGGGUGGGUACAGGAAGGAAGUGCCCUCUUGAACGCACAGAGAAGCGUAUGCUGGACGUUCAGGCAACACCAGACCCACUAUGUGAGGUCCGUAGUUGGGUUGGUACUCCACAGAGAUUCCUCCGAAUACAUUGUCUAGAGUUACUGUAUACCUGACUGUGCUUUGUCUGUGUAUCCUAUCGGAAGCCCCCGGGUCCCUCUCCUUCUCACUCGGUCUUGUAUAUCUGCGUGGUGUACGAAAGCACUAGAAAAAUAUUACCUUACACGAGGAGGCGGCGAGCGGGGUACGUUCGCCUCACUUCCUGUUUGUCUGAACUCCCCCCCUUUCUCUCUCACACAGGCACUCACCAUGUGCUUCUUUCUGUAUAUACUGUACAGAGGAAUUAUUUUAAAAAGGUUGUUGGAUGCUAUUGGAUUUUCCUACUCUUUUUGUUUUUGGUCUCUUAGCCUUUUUUUUUCUACUAUUGUUGAUAUAAAUAUGUAGCUGGUGUAACGGCUUUAUAAUUGAAGUGUUAUAUAUAAAAGUUCCAGCUUGCCACAGAUUUUCUCACUCUUUCUUCCUCUCACGAGGUUCCUCUCCCAUGUUCUCCAAGCAUGUCACCACUCGACGUUCAGUUUCUCUCUCUCUCUUUUUUUAUUUUUUUAUUUUUCUAAAUACGUAUAUAAUAUAUAUUGGAAUGCCAGGUGUGGUAAGUUCUAUUACAGGAGUUUGUCCCGAUUUGAAGCUCACAUACAACAGAAAAAUCAGAACAGGUCCGUUUUUCAUUGUCGAGAUGGACAUGCUAUUCAUUGUUUUUUUUUUUUAUAAUUUCUUUUUAUAUAUAUAUAUAUAUAUAUAUAUAUAUAUAUAUAUAUAUAUAUAUAUAUAUAUAUAUAUAUAAAUAAGUCGCUCUUAUCAGAUUUGCCCUAGUGCCAUUUUAAGUGUCCUGUCGGGCCGUGUGGUUCAACUCCAAGAUUCGCAUCUUACAGCAAGGCAAGUAUUUUUUAUUCACGAUACUCCCUUGACACAGGAAGAAGUUUAUUCCACACUAAUGGUUUGACUAACUGGAUUGUGUACAAUUAUCACUUUCGUCCUAAACACUAACACACCAGCAGGAUUACAAACGAGCCGCGUUCCAACGUCAGAUUUCUCUUCAAAGUUUUCUCGUCUGUGUAAAUGAAUCUGCUGGUUUUCUGACUCCGACGAUGAUUUGAACACUUCCCCCCUCCUAAACACUCUAGAAGUCGUGUUUUGAAGCUUCCCAAACCCAGUACCAAUUUAUACGUAGAAAGACCUGGACUUGAAAUGAAGAACCCUUUGGCAGAAGGGCUGAGAUUUUUAUUUGGUAGUAGUUUUAUCUUUGGUCAUAUAACCAGUUAACGUGCUGUCUGGUGAAAAUAAAGCGCUUGUAAUAAAUUAUUUUGAAGGCAGUUUCAGUACUUGUUUUACCCUGAGUGAGGUAAGUCAGUCGCUUUUUGUUUUCGACACGUUCGCAUUUGUCUCAUACGGUGCUACUUUGCCUGGUCCUGUGCGGUCCUUGACGUAAGGACGUGUUUUUGUUUGUUUGUUUGCUUUUAUCUUCCCCUCUAAUUUUCUUGAUACUUCCUGAUAUCUUUGGUCCCUAUAAAUUUUUCUAUGUGUGAUUUGCCCCCCUGCCAUUUCUCAGUUAUUGGUACUUGAAAGAAAGAUGUUUACAGCUUUUUGUUCAUUUCUGUGUUUGGAUAUCAUUUCUCUUGUAAUCCUGUCUGUCUCUUCCCUCCUUCCUGUGUCUCUGAGCUCGACAUCACUCUUUUUUUUCUUCUCCACCUCUGUCUCCUCACUCUUUUCCCAGGGUUUUUCGUAUGUAAAGUGUACAUUGCCACAUUGUCCUUUUUUUAUACAAUAUUCUAACUUGCCUUUGUACAUUUAGGCAGAAAAUAAAUCUUUUUAUGAGACAAUCA
Silurus meridionalis is the source of this 8511-nucleotide messenger RNA. It is a transcript of the gene znf609a, whose product is annotated as zinc finger protein 609a. The transcript has 9 exons. Gene Ontology annotation, cellular component: nucleus. The coding region runs from base 1099 to 5286 and encodes 1395 amino acids. The record is from RefSeq and is a predicted model, not a curated record. Lineage: Eukaryota; Metazoa; Chordata; Actinopteri; Siluriformes; Siluridae. Gene Ontology annotation, biological process: regulation of transcription by RNA polymerase II.